ACUCAACUUUCGUACACAACAAGUUCUGAUUGAGCCUCUUUUUGACUGUGUGUGGACUUACAUGUGUGUAAGGCAGAUGUGAAUCAAGGAUUUCGGGUGUAGAAAUUAGUUACAUCUUUUUCCACCUGUGUGUGGUUUAGUUUGAAUUAAUUUGAUGAUAACCUGGGAUUAACUUUCUGGUGGAUUGGUUUAAUUACUGACUCUUUCUGGUUAAAAGGGGCUAACUCUCAAGCUCUUGUGUGGAGGUAUACAGACAAAGUUUGGGUCAGCAGGAUAGGGUGUGUGUCAUGAUGGCAGUCCGUCUGUCUGUUUGUCUGGCUGUUUUAGUCAUCAUAUGUGCACCUUUGACAAGCAUAGCCCGCAGACGGUCCAGAAAUCUCAGGCCAGGAGCAAAAGGACCUAAUGUGUGUGCCGUCCAAGAAGUGGAGAAUACAAGACAGAGGUUUUUUUCGGCAUGCUUUGACUACAAAUACUCCCAAGUUUGCGGACAUCCAACGUUCGUUCGAUAUUACUGCUGUUCUGGUUUCACUAAAAUAGAAGGAGAGCCAGGGUGCUCAGGGGUGAAGCCACUAGAGGACAUUGUGUACACGGCGCGUAACAUGUUGCUGGAUGAGUUUGUGAAGAUGUCGGAGGCGGCAGACCUGACGGAUCAGCUGAGUAACGAGGGGGCAUAUACAGUGUUUAUACCUGAGAAUGAGGCCUUCCAAAAGCUGACUGACAAAGAGAGGAAGAACCUUGUGCCCCCACGGAGCAGUGGCAAACCUUCCUUACUCAGCUAUCACAUGGUUCAGGGUAGGCACAGCUUCAAGGACUUCAAACGCAACCAGCAUCAUGUCACUCUGUACAAAGAUAAGAAGCUGAUGAUCAACAAAUAUUCCAAUGGAAUAACAACUGUCAACUGUGCUCGAAUAGUGAGACCAAAUGAAGAGGCCACAAAUGGUAUUGUACAUGUCAUUGACAGGGUGAUCAAACCAUUGGAUGAGAAAGGCACGUUACUGGACGUGAUUAAUGAUGAUAAACAGGAUAGGUUCAGCCAGCUGUCCACGGCACUCAUCCUUACUGGCCUGGACCAGAUGUUACGGGAUGAAGAUGAAGCUUACACGUUCUUCGCUCCGUCAAACAAGGCCUUCAGCAGGCUGCCGUCAGACUACUUUCAGAGACUGGUCAAUGAGCCAGGGCACCAUGGUCUGAAAGCCUUGCUGAAGAACCACAUGGUUAAGCGUCCGCUAUGCGCAGACUCCAUCUACUCUGCUUGUGGCCUGCGGAGUCUAAACGGCCAGAUCAUUAAAGCCAACUGUAACGGAAACGGACUGACCAUACAGGGGAAGAAAAUCCAGGAGAGGGACAUCCUGGCCACUAAUGGCGUGGUGCACGUCGUUGAUGACAUCUUCAUUCCAGAUGCUGCAAAAGACCUCACAAUGAAGGCUCAAGAUCUUAAACUCAACAAGUUCAUGAACUUCACCAAGGACAUUGGGUUCCUGGAAAAACUGAAGUCUACGGACGAGGAGUUCACGCUGUUUGCUCCCACCGAUGAAGCCUUUGAAGCUGUGCCUCGUUCCUACCUGGAGGCCAUCCGGUCCCAACCCACUGCCCUGGAGAAUGUUGUCAAGUAUCACAUUGCUAAGGGCAAGAUGACCACAGACUCCUUCAUCAGCCAGCAAUCUGUGAAGACGGAGAGUUCUAUAUCAGCUGACAUCAAGGUCACUGUCUACAGAAAGGGACUGGCUGUGAAUGAUGCCACUGUCACCAAUCCUGACAACACCUGUGCGAACGGUGUGAUCCAUGUGGUGGACAAGGUCAUGCUGCCCCCGGAGUCAGAUCUGCUGGAUAUGAUCCGCAGUGAUCCGGAUCUCAGCUCCUUCUACUCAACCAUAGAGACAGCUGGGCUGGCCAGUUUGUUUGCAGACAGUGAUCAGCUCACUGUGGUGGCUCCAACCAAUGAGGCGUUUGAUGCUAUGGACCGUAGUGAUUUAGAGAAAAUGUUACUGGAUCCAGACACACUGGAAAAGGUGAUUCGAAACCACGUUGUGGAUCGCCUGGUGGCCAGCUGUGGGUUCCUCAACGACGCCGUCUAUAACAUCCGCUCUAACCAUGGGGAGCUGCUCCACUUCAAGCGAAGCAAUGGGGACAUCAGUGUGACAACAGACACCAUCAAAUCACCAGCGUUCAUCUUCAAAGUGGAUGAAAUGGCCACCAACGGGAUUUUGUACAAAGUGGAUACAGUUUUACCUUGCAUGUGCGGUGAAGAAUGAGAUGUGCGAAUGUUUUGUCAUCUGACAAAGAUAGGAGAUUUAUUGUUGACUGUAGUGUUCAAAUAACUUAAACCAUGACUGUUGUCUGCAGUGAUUCUUCCUCAAAUGUUUUAAUAAUAAUGUUAUUCCCCUCCGUCAUCUCUGCCUUCAGAAAUCACACAUUGUAUAAUGGGUCAUGGACUGUGACUCAAGCUGUUUCUGACAGGAAGGGUUCCCUGUGUAUUCAGACCAGUUUAUUGUGCUGAGCAGCUGGAUAUUUUGGGGGAUAUUUAGUGCUGUUGUUGUUAAUUUAUAUCACUAAUUACGCAUACGCAUUUGGGUGCUCUCUAUCACAUAAACUACAGACUGAGGCACAAUAAAGGCAAUUGCUAAUGAACAAAAUGUUGAUUUGUCGCACAAUUUGAUCAUGGCAGUGCAGCAUUAGUUGGUUCCCGCUAGCAUGAUUACAAAAUUCUACUGAAGGCAUUCUCCACUGCCAGCAUUACUUAGUGGACAAUGUUUUGGCCAUAUUACCUCUUUCAGCCUCCAGUUACCUCUUUCUGACAUACAUUUAGACAAGAUAACUUUAGUAUACAUAUUUGAUGGAUUAGGAUUAGAGUUCAGAUAGUUUAUUCAUUGAGUGACAUUCUAUUUGUGAAACACUUACAGACAUAUACUAAGGAUGGCUUGAUCAGCAUUGAGUGAUAUCAUUUCAGAGAUACACUGAUUCUAUUUUAUCAAAUCCUUGGCAUUGAAUGAGAUGGCCAUUGAGCAUUAACGUAUAUUACAUCAAAAGCUUGUAGGCAUAGAAAUUGGAUGAUUUCCUCAGCAUUGAGAGAUUCUGUUUAACCAAAGAUAGAAUAGUUUUUGUUUUUGAAUCCAUUUGGUCAGUAGACCUAAAGUUUGGAUAAUAAACUUCGUAAGCAUUGAGUGGUUCCAUUUAACCAAAGAUAUAAUGCCUUGGUCAGCAAUGAAUCCAUUUAACCAAAGAUGUAAUGCCUUGGACAGCGAUGAAUCCAUUUGGUCAGUGCUGAAUCUAUUUGGUCAGGCAGCAGGGUUAGAGAUUGGAUGAUUUCAUAAACGCUGAGUGACUCCAUUUACCCAAAGAUCUAAUGCCUUGGUCAGCGAUGAAUCCAUUUAACCAAAGAUAUAAUGCCUUGGUCAGCGAAGAAUCCAUUUGGUCAAACAACAGGGCUAGAGAUUGGAUAAUUUCAUAAUUAUUGAGUGAUUUCCAUUUUACCAAAGAUAUAAUGCCUUGGUCAGCGAUGAAUCCAUUUGGUCAGCAAUGAAUCCAUUUAACCAAAGAUAUAAUGCCUUGGUCAGCAAUGAAUCCAUUUGGUCAGACAGCAGGGCUAGAGAUAAUUUCAUAAACAUUGAGUGAUUUCCAUUUCAUCAAACCCACGUAGGCUGUAAUAGAAUAGUGGAUCAGCAUUGCACUAGAUAGACUGCCUUCAGAUCAACUUUGAGUGAUGGAAUGUGCUGUAUAUAAAAAGUUGGUUUGGCCAUUGGGUAAUACUAUUUGAUCACAGCCCAUUUAAGUAUAGACACUUGAUUGAUUUGACAUUUUGCUGAGAGAUUUCUUUGAAACGUUUCAAAAAUAGGCAGUAUUUGUCUGUAGACUCUCACCUUUAAUGUGGUAAAAAUUAGCUCAUAGGCAUUGUGGUUUUUUUUCUACAAACCAGCCCUGCUAUUGACUUUAUACCAACAUUUAAAACAUAAUUCUGGCUGGAAGUUUGUAAACAAAAUUUAGAAAUCUGGGAAAUACAAAAGGGGCACGCCAGAAACAUGACUUAUCGGUAUUUUCUUGGUUAGCAAUAAAUUUGGUCAGUGAGAGAGGACUGUGUUUUAUGAUGGUUUAAUAAGGUUUGAAAUCUCCAGGAUGAAUUCAGGAAGUGCAAACUUCACCAUGUAAUUUUAUAGAGAAUGCAUAUCCUAGCUUGUGAUGGUGUUAAAAUUGUUACCUUCAGGUGAAAGAAACCUUAAAUAAGCUGUGACAGAGGGGAUAGGUAGGCCUACACUACAUUCUAAUAUCAGUACGGUACUCUUAUACAGGACAUGUGUCACUAUCUUUACUGUCUAGUUUCCAUGAUUCUCCACUGGGGCCAGUUGCUCAACAUUGUAUUCCAGUUAAAGCCAGACUUAAAUCUUAAUACUAGUCUCAUUCUAAUACAAAGUAAAUGACCCUUUAGUCUGGACUAAAGUUAAUACAGCUAGGGUUUAAGGCCUAAUACAUUUUUGAACAACUGGGUCCAGGAGGUGUUUUUUUUUUUUUUUAAUAUCUUGUACACUUUUAACAUAUGGCUGAAGACUGCAUUUAGUUGUACUAGUUAUUGUAUGUUAUAAUGUACAACAACAACAACCCAUUAUCAUGGCUUCCUGGUAUAUUAAAAAUUGUACACCAUAUCUCGACCUAGGGUACUUAUUGUAUACCUGUGAUAGACUCUGUUUAUACUAUGUGCUAAUUUGUAUAAAAUUGCUUCACACUAUUUCUGUAGUUUA
Liolophura sinensis is the source of this 4730-nucleotide messenger RNA. Its product is annotated as transforming growth factor-beta-induced protein ig-h3-like. The transcript is spliced from 14 exons. The coding region runs from base 288 to 2252 and encodes 654 amino acids. Gene Ontology annotation, biological process: cell adhesion; extracellular matrix organization. Lineage: Eukaryota; Metazoa; Mollusca; Polyplacophora; Chitonida; Chitonidae. Gene Ontology annotation, molecular function: cell adhesion molecule binding. The record is from RefSeq and is a predicted model, not a curated record. Gene Ontology annotation, cellular component: extracellular matrix.